AUGGCGCUGCCCCAGCACCGUGUGUCACACCCGCAGUCCAGCGCCUUCCCCGGCACCGCACCUGCGCGGGGGCUCAGGGUGCGCAGCCUGGUGGAGCCCCCCCGGCUGGCCCUGGGCAGCGACCCCGAGGACGAGCCCGAGGGCGGCCCGGGCGCGCUGCGGCGCGGGCUCCGCUCCACGUCCUACCGCCGGGCCGUGGUGAGCGGCGUGGACCUGGACGGCUCCAACAACUGCAAGAAGAAAAACAGAAUGUCCCAGCCCAUCCUGAAAGCGGUGGUUGAAGAUAAAGAGAAGUUCUCGAGCCUGGGGAGGAUAAAGAAGAUGCUGAAAGGACAAGGGACGUUCGAUGGGGAAGAAAAUGCUGUAUUAUAUCAGAACUAUAAGGAGAAAGCUCUGGACAUAGAUUCUGAUGAAGAGUCUGAGCCCCAGGAGCAGAAGCUGGAUGACAAGGUUGUUUUUCACUAUAAGCCCCUGAGGUCGACGUGGAGCCAGCUCUCCGUGGUGAAGAAGAAUGGACUGUCAGAAGCAAUCAGCCAGGAAGAAAGGAAAAGACAGGAGGCAAUAUUUGAGGUGAUAUCUUCUGAGCACUCCUAUUUGCUGAGCCUGGAGAUUCUGAUCCGGAUGUUUAAAAAUUCCAGGGAACUGAGCCUCACAAUGACCAAAACAGAGAGCCACCACCUCUUCUCCAACAUCACGGACGUUUAUGAAGCAAGCAAAAAGUUCUUUGAGGAGCUGGAGGCAAGGCACCAGAGCAGCAUUUUCAUCGAUGACAUCAGUGACAUCGUGGCGAGGCACGCGGGCUCCACCUUCGACCCCUACGUGAAGUAUUGCACCAACGAGGUUUAUCAGCAGCGCACCCUGCAGAGACUGCUAGCCACAAAUCCAGCGUUCAAGGAGGUGCUGUCCCGGAUCGAGUCCCACGAGGAUUGCCGGAAUUUGCCCAUGAUCUCCUUCCUCAUCCUCCCCAUGCAGAGAGUCACUCGUCUCCCCUUACUGAUGGAUACUAUUUGCCAGAAAACCCCCAAAGAUUCAGCAAAAUACGAGAACUGCAAGCAGGCUCUGAAAGAAGUCAGCAAGCUCGUGCGUCUGUGCAACGAGGGCGCCCGCAAGAUGGAGAGGACGGAGAUGAUGUACACCAUCAACUCCCAGCUGGAAUUCAAAAUCAAGCCAUUUCCAUUGGUUUCCUCUUCACGGUGGUUGCUGAAAAGGGGAGAAUUAAUGGCCUAUGUAGAAGACACUGGACUCUUUUCCAAAAGAACCUCUAAGCAGCAGGUGUACUUCUUCCUCUUCAACGACGUCCUCAUCAUCACCAAGAAGAAGAGUGAGGAGAGUUACAAUGUCACCGAGUACUCGCUGCGGGAGCAGCUGCUGGUGGUGCCCUGUGACGGGGAGGAUCCCUGCUCCUCUCCCGGCAAGAACACGGCAGGGAUGCUCCACUCCGGACGGAAUUCUGCGUGCCACCUCUUCAGGCUCGUGCUCCUCAGCAACCAUGCCGGGGACAGGGUGGAGAUGCUCCUGGGAGCAGAGACUCUGAGUGACAGAGCCCGCUGGAUCACGGCGCUGGGCCAGGACAGUGACGGGCACCACACGGACAGGACCACACUGGCUCAGGUGGAGAUCAUCAGAACGUACACAGCCAAGCAGGCCGAUGAGCUCUCUCUGCAAGUCGCUGAUGUUGUUUUGCUUUAUCAAAAAGUGAAUGAUGGCUGGUACGAAGGGGAGCGGCUGCGGGACGGUCAGAGGGGCUGGUUCCCCUCUGAGUGUGCCAAGGAAAUCACCUGCAGGGCCACCCUGGACAAGAACAUGGAGCGCAUGGGACGCCUGCUGGGGCUGGAAACCAACGUGUAGCCUUGUCCUCACCCCCCACCCUGGGGGCUGCUCUGGCUGGAACAGGGGACAGCGGAGCCACAACCCAGCAGCAGCACACUGGAGCCUCACGCUGGCUCCCGCAGCUCCAGACUGAGCCCUGGCCCCACCAGCAGCACCUUGCAGCAGUGUCCUGAGCACUCUUCUGCAGCUCCUGCCUCCUUACACUCCUGCUCCAUCUGCUUUGGAGCAUCUGAACUUGUUUUCAGCCCCAGAACUCUGCAGGGGCCUGGGUCCCCUGGCCCCACACCUGGAGCUGGCAGUGAGCAGCAGUGCUGGGGUGUCCUGCUCCUGAGGAGCUGCAGUGCUACAGCCCCAGAUGCUGUUCCAGGACACUUGCCCUCGUGUCAGCACCAGUGUGACACCUGCACUCGAGGCACCAGCUCUGUACUCUGUAAAGGCUGACCUACCUGUGCAGUGCAGAUCCAGGGCUGGCCCCAGCCUGGCACAGGCAGAGCCGGCACAGCCUCGGUGAGGAAUCUGCAGCUGUGCCUCCAUGAGGCUGCUCAGACUGGCUCCGAGUCCUGCUGUGGGCAAAGGAUUUCUGAAAGGUACCACACUCCGCAGAGUCAGUGCUGCUGCUCCAUCUUAGCACAGCUAUUUUACUGCAGAGGAACUGCUGCAAGUGGGGCAGUGGUUCCUGCUUUUCCUCAGGGCUGAUGAGGUCUUGCACUUCACUCAGUGCUUCAGAGCAGUGGUGUGAUGAGAACAUGAAAUGCACUGACUGCUCGGGGAACAAAUGCCCUCCAGGGUGAGCAGCGUUCCAGGCACGUGGCUGGACAGGUGUGAGAGUCUGUAUGAUAAAACCCUCCCUUUUAAGGACCAGCUGCUGCCUCAGCAGUGUGGAAACUGCUCACUAGAAACGAGGAGAGAACUUGGCUUUCUUCUUGUUGCCUUCCCCAGCCUCUGCAAAGGGGAGGAAUAUGCUGGUUUUUAUCCUGCAAGAUGCUGAUGUGAGUGUUCAGAAAGACGUGUAGCUCUAAUAAUUUAAACUACAUUAGGAAGACAGUAAUUUUGUACAAAAAUACUUACAUAGACAGUGUGACAGUGGU
This is a messenger RNA of Cyanistes caeruleus (blue tit), 2918 nucleotides long. It is a transcript of the gene ARHGEF26, whose product is annotated as Rho guanine nucleotide exchange factor 26. NCBI's taxonomy places the organism in Eukaryota, Metazoa, Chordata, Aves, Passeriformes, Paridae. Gene Ontology annotation, biological process: activation of GTPase activity. Gene Ontology annotation, molecular function: guanyl-nucleotide exchange factor activity; protein binding. The record is from RefSeq and is a predicted model, not a curated record.